UUAACGAAAGAGGAGGCCGAAGUCAAGGCUUCGAGUGGAUUCCGUGAUGGAUUCAAGCAUGUGAUGGUCGUUAUCUCAGCUGACGCGUGGACGGGCACAGCGGUCAUCGGCAGCUCUCUACUUGCACAAGUUCAGAAGAAGUAUAACAUGGUCUUCGCAAUCGGACUUGGCUCUAAAUCGGUCCAAAACCAAGCCUCUGCUCUUCAACAACUUUCGGGAACUCCAAGCAACGUUUUCUAUUCGUUCAAUACCAAUCAGUUGCAGUUUGUUUCACAAUGGCUCUACCAGAAUGGCUGCCCUAAUAUCGGUAUGCCUACUACUACGAUGACACCCCCUCAACCACUGCCAACCCAGGACGUCUCGGUCCCGUGUCGCUUGGCUGCUCUCAAUUACGACGUUUACCUGGUCGUCGAUACGUCAUCGGCCAUUAGCGCUAGCGAUUUUGCCCAGAUGAAACAAAUGCUUCUCGACUUUGUGAGUCCAUUUGCGAUCGGAGACGGACAGACUCAGUUUGCGCUGGUGGCCACAGCUAUCGAUUCUGAACUCUAUGCAACAGCAUUCCACUCAGGCCAGGACAGACAAACGCUUCUCAAUACCAUCAAGACUCUCUCCCAGGACGGAUCAACGGGACAGACGCUCAAGCUGUAUGUUCUUUUCUUCAUUAAUUAUCCUACUGCUAACAAGGUUGUUGUUUACGUGACAGGAACAACCAGCUGGGACGCCGAUCCAAUUCAGUUCAUGAAGCAACUAGCGCAGACAUACAAAGCCAAGCCUGUCGCUGUACAGUGGACGUCGGGAGCGAGUCAGAGCUCGUUGGCGUCGUUUACAGGCGGUUCCGCUUGUGUUAACUCGGUUUCGAAUCGCGCCGCAUCCGCCACUUGGCUCCAGAGCAAGAUGUGCAAGUGA
Molecule: messenger RNA, 906 nt
Organism: Haemonchus placei
Lineage: Eukaryota; Metazoa; Nematoda; Chromadorea; Rhabditida; Trichostrongylidae
Source: the annotation of a GenBank genome assembly